AUUACACUUUGCAGCAAGGUUGGUUGAACGCCAGCGGGUUGUUGAUGUUCAAUCAAAAGUCGUCAGUCACUGGUGGAGAGGAGUCGCAGCAAUCAGGCCACCACCAUGCAGUUUCUAAGGGGAGUCAUGGACACUGUGUCCGCCGUCUCCAACCUCUUCUCCAACCCCUACCGCGUCAGGGAAGUACAACUGUUGGAGUACAAUGGAGGGGGGAAAGUCAAGCUGAAGGAGGAGGGACGCAUGGUGCUGUACAAGAACACCCCCUGUCAGAGUUGGGACUGCCUGCUGAAGUGCCCUGAUACGCCCACCGUCGCCUUGAGGUUGUUCCAGGUCAGCUCCGAGGAGGACGCCAUGAACUGGUUCCCCCAGUACGCCCUCAAGCUUCGUCCCUUCUACGAGACCCUCCCCCUCCCCAAGCCCGAGGCUGUCCAGCCAAUAGUAGACUGCCUCCGUAGCCACGCUGACUGGAGCUCCGCCCACAUCGCUGUGGAUACGGGCCUGAGGGAAUGCCUGAAGCACAACUACGUCCAGAGCCAGAUAAACGCCAGGGACGGUGCUGGUCAGACGCCAUUACACCUGGCAUGUGAGCGGGGGGACGUGGCGUGUGUCAGAGAACUGCUGGAGGAGUGCCAGGCUCGCACCGACAUCAAAGACAAGAACGGGGAGACGCCCAUGCAUUGUGCCGCCAAGCAGGACUCGGCUACUAUUAUACAGGCGCUGUGCAGUAGGAUGUGUGCGGGGGUGAAUGAGCUGAACGGGGCGGGGGAGACGCCCCUCCAUGUUGCUUGUCGCCUCGGGAGGGUAGAGGCUGUGAAUGCCCUCCUGGGGGGCGGAGCUCGCUGUGACAUCAUUGGGGGCAGUGGCUACCCAGUCCACGCCGCCAUGAAGUACAGUGAGAAGGGUUGUGCUGAGGCUGUCCUGAAUGCAGACCCAUCUCAGCUACAGGCAGAAGAUGCCGUCUAUGGAGGAACCCCCUUACACUGGUGCAAGACUGCAGAGAUGUGUCGUACGCUACUGGAGCGAGGUUGCUUGGUGAACUACCUCAGUAAGACAGGGGAGAGUCCACUACACGUCCUGACCAGGAGGGGGCGCUUCGAUGCUUCCAUGGUGCUGCUGACACACGGGGGGGAACCCAACCUCAAGGGCCAGGAUGGGAACACAGCCCUGCAUCUGGCUAUGAAGAUGGACCACAUGGAACUGAUCAAGGCUCUGAUCGUGUUUGGAGCCGACGUGGAGAUACACAAUGACCUGGGAGAGACUCCCGGACUGAUAGCAGCACGCACUAGUAAAGGCUCCAACAGAAAGGUGCUACUGGACAUGCUGUGUAGUGUAGGGGUUCAGCGGUGCGCCCCACCCUCCUCCUCCCCCCUCAACUCCCAUCCUCCCCCCAAGAAGGCUACUUCGUCACCAGGCAUAGGGUUCGAGGACAUCAUGCACGUUGCGGCGGCGGUGGGAGCGAUGAGUCGCGGCCGGGAGGAAGUGGACGGGUUCAAAACGGGAAGCAGGAAGAUAGACAGACUGCUGUGCCUGGAUGGAGGGGGCAUUAAAGGCUUGGUUCUGAUCCAGUUGUUAAUCGCCCUGGAGAGAGAGGCAGGCAGGCCCAUCAAGGAACUCUUUGACUGGGUUUCUGGGACCAGCACAGGGGGUAUACUGGCCCUGGCUAUCAUCCAUGGUAAGGAUAUGGAGUAUCUGCGAUGCCUCUACUUCCGUAUGAAGGAGCAGGUGUUCAAGGGGUCGCGACCCUACGAGUCGGCCCCUCUGGAGGACUUCCUGAAGAAAGAGUUCGGAGAGAACACCAUGAUGACAGACGUACGACACCCCAGGGUGAUGGUGACCAGUGUGCUGGCAGACAGACAUCCAGGAGAGCUCCAUCUCUUUAGGAACUACGACCCCCCCUCCCUGCCCAGAGAACGCCCCUACGCUGUCACAGCCACCUUCCUACCCCUCACCAUACCACAAGAGCAGGUCGUGUGGAGAGCCGCCCGUUCCAGUGGCGCCGCCCCCACCUACUUCCGACCAAUGGGGCGGUUUCUGGACGGAGGGCUGCUGGCCAAUAACCCGACACUGGAUGCCAUGACUGAGAUCCACCAAUACAACAAAUCCCUGAAGGCAGAGGGGCGUGGCUCAGAGGUGCAGCGUCUAGGUGUGGUGGUUUCUUUAGGGACAGGUAAGCCUCCCCAGGUAGUUGUGAAUUCUGUAGACGUGUUCAGACCCUCCAACCCUCUGGAACUGGCCAAGAGCUUUGUAGGAGCCAAGGAACUGGGCAAAAUGCUGGUGGACUGCUGUACAGACUCUGAUGGUUGUGCUGUGGACAGGGCCAGGUCUUGGUGUGAGAUGACUGAUACGAUCUACCACAGACUGAGCCCCCAGCUCUCCCAGGAGGUGAUGCUGGAUGAGGUGAGUGACGCCGUGCUGGUGGACAUGCUGUGGGAGACCCAGAUGUACCUCUACGAACAGAGGGAGAACGUCCAGCUCCUGGCACAGCAACUACUCAACGGCUACUGAGAGAAAGAGGAGGGGCAGGGGGAUGGAGGCAUGCUAUGGGAGACCCAGAUGGACCUCUAUGAACAGAGGGAGAACGCACAACUACUGGCACACCGGGGUUAUUCAUUAUGCCGAUUCUGUUGCAAAACGUUUUGUAAACGGAAGCAAAUGGAACGAAACGGGGAACGACCUACCAAGACCUACCUACUAAUUUGUCCAAUAGAAACUCAAAUUUUUUUUGCAAAAUUGAACGUUUUGCAACUGUCUGGACUAAUGAUUACGCCCCGUCUAACUCAACGGCUACUGAGAGGGCGAGAAGGAAGAUGAAAACGUUCUUGAACGUCCAUCACCUGAUGGUUUGUCUGAGAGAGGGGGAGAGGUAAAGAGGAGAGAGAGAGAGAGAGAGAGACAUACAGGAAGAUAAAAGUAGAGGGAGUGAUGUUUCUUCUCUUUCAAUCUGUACUGGAGACUGAAUGUUUGUCCUAAGAGCGUUAAUUCUUCCUCACAGACGAAUGCAGUCAAAGUAAAAACCUGGGGAAAGGAAGAUUCAGCUUUUGCACAACUGUACUGAGACUGACAAAGUGUCAUAUUAAAAAAUAUAUUCUGAAAUGCUAACAGACUGGAAAAAGGUAUGUACAAUUGACCUCAUCUUGACAUCUACUGACAUUGUAUUUAUUGAGCUAAUCCUUAAGAUAAUCAUAUUUACAAUUUAUUUUUAUUUUUAUGUCAUUAAUUGCAUCAUGCAGUCAUGUAAAUGAUAUGAAUCCACCAGUCCACCCACUAUCUCCUGUAACUACUGUUGUCCCCUAUCAUUUCUGCCUUCUUGCUGUCUUAAGCUCUCAAACCAUAACUCUUUCAACUGGACGGACUGAAUACAUCCCACAUUACGUGAAUAACUCCUUCUCAACUGGACGGACUGAAUACAUCCCACAUUACGUGAAUAACUCCUUCUCAACUGGACGGACUGAAUACAUCCCACAUGACGUGAAUAACCCCUUCUCAACUGGACGGACUGAAUACAUCCCACAUGACGUGAAUAACCCCUUCUCAACUGGACGGACUGAAUACAUCCCACAUGACGUGAAUAACCCCUUCUCAACUGGACGGACUGAAUACAUCCCACAUGACGUGAAUAACCCUUCUCAACUGGACAGACUGAAUACAUCCCACAUGACGUGAAUAACCCCUUUCUCAACUGGACGGACUGAAUACAUCCCACAUUACGUGAAUAACCCCUUCUCAACUGGACGGACUGAAUACAUCCCACAUGACGUGAAUAACCCCUUCUCAACUGGACGGACUGAAUACAUCCCACAUUACGUGAAUAACCCCUUUCUCAACUGGACAGACUGAAUACAUCCCACAUUACGUGAAUAACCCCCUUCUCAACUGGACGGACUGAAUACAUCCCACAUGACGUGAAUAACCCCUUCUCAUCUGGACGGACUGAAUACAUCCCACAUUACGUGAAUAACCCCUUCUCAUCUGGACGGACUGAAUACAUCCCACAUUACGUGAAUAACCCCUUCUCAUCUGGACGGACUGAAUACAUCCCACAUUACGUGAAUAACCCCUUCUCAUCUGGACGGACUGAAUACAUCCCACAUUACGUGAAUAACCCCUUCUCAUCUGGACGGACUGAAUACAUCCCACAUUACGUGAAUAACCCCUUCUCAUCUGGACGGACUGAAUACAUCCCACAUUACGUGAAUAACCCCUUCUCAUCUGGACGGACUGAAUACAUCCCACAUUACGUGAAUAACCCCUUCUCAACAGGUUGUGACACAAUCUAUCUGCACUAUUUGUCUGUGUCUGAAAUGGCGCUCUGGUCAAAAGUAGUCUACCUAGUGAAUAGGAUGGCAUUCAGACACAGACUUCACCACUUGUUUUUUGUAUUAAUAUCCUAUAAUGUACUGGUUUGUAUUGACUUUAUUAUUGAUGAUGAAGUGAACAUAUGAAUAAAAUAUUAACCUAUGGAACUGAA
Molecule: messenger RNA, 4468 nt
Organism: Coregonus clupeaformis (lake whitefish)
Lineage: Eukaryota; Metazoa; Chordata; Actinopteri; Salmoniformes; Salmonidae
Gene: pla2g6
Product: phospholipase A2, group VI (cytosolic, calcium-independent)
Exons: 18
Coding region: 106-2505 (799 amino acids)
Biological process (GO): cardiolipin acyl-chain remodeling; positive regulation of ceramide biosynthetic process
Cellular component (GO): mitochondrion
Molecular function (GO): protein binding
Source: RefSeq, a predicted model, not a curated record